CAUUGCUUGGAUGGGGACGUUCACGCGCGCUUUCUUAUCGAUUUCCUCGCAAAGUGUAUGACACAGUGUUAUUUUGAUGUUUUUUCACCGAAAACGUGACAAAUAAUACAAUGUCACGUCACUGAACAGUUCAAAGAUUACGUGUUUUCGUGGUUUCGUUUUAUUUUAAAAUUUAAAUUCAAAUUUUGUGCUUGACUGAAAACAUUGCUGUUAUGUGCGAUGAUAAUGGAAUUGUUAUUGGAAUUAAAAUGAGAGUCUGAAAACAAUGCAGGAAACCCGAGGGUAACUGAAACUACGAAAAACACGAACGAACGAAAUGUUAAUAAACUGAAAUUGAACGCAUUCAAAACAGAGAGAGACACAGCGAGAGAGAGACAGAGCUCAAUCCGAAAAUAGUGCGUUCGAAAAUAGAAAAAAAAAUGGCUCAGUCUCAGUCAGUGAUCGAAGACACAGCGGCGGGGACGGGCGCCGCGCGCUGGUGGGAAGCACCAUGGAAAACUAUGGCCGACUUAGCCGAAGCAGUUGACGAUCUCAUAUGUAGUUUCGAUUAUAUGGACACUGCCAUGGACAACCUAGUCAUGCUAAUCUUCAUAUGGAUACUGUUCUCCAUCGUCCUGUUAGGCAUCGCAAAAUGGGCGUAUUCCCGCUUCGCGAACAAAGUAGCCGAGGUCGAUACAAAACAAAAAACGACUGUUGAAGAAGUGAAGAAAACAUCGAAUGAAAUUAUUAACAGUGCUGAUAGUGUGCUAGUUACCAGUGCUAAGGUUAAAAGUGCUUCGUUUAAACCUGCUAAACCUACUGGGUUCGUGCCAGCCACUCCUCCGAACAAGAGAAGGUUAGGUCGCAUGUCCCCUGGGCCCGAACAGCUGACGCUGAAGAAACACCAAAGCAUCAUAGUACCUACGUGUACGGGCCCCGACCCGCCGAGUGUACAAUGGGUGAAUGACCUAUUGACGUGGUUAUAUAAUGAUCUAGUUAUUGUGAAUGAACUGGUGCAGCAAUGGAUUGUGUCCAUGAACGAGUUCUCCAAGAAGUCCGUCGAAGAGCAAGGUAUUGGGGUGGAGCUGGUGCGCGCGCUGGACAGCCAUCCGCCCAACAUCUCCAAUGUCUUCUGCGAGUGCGACUCCAAGGAUGACGUCACGAUCACAUGUGAUUGUGAAGCCACCCCCGCCUUUCAACUGAAGGCCUUCAGCCAGCGAGGUGAGAAAGUGGAAGUUUCACAUUACAGAGUUAAUGUCAACCGGUUCCGCGCUCGUUUGAACGUGGUUUGUGUGACGGACAAGUUAACGGGCGAGUUAAAAUGUGACGGCUGGCCCGAAGUGAAGGUGGCACUGGCGCCAGUGGGCGCGCUCAGGCCUAAUGCCACGGAGAAUGAUCUACAACAGACUAUCAGUGACAUAGUAGUAUCAGCGCUGCGCAGUACGAACUUACAAUUCAACCUGGCUCACUACCCGACGUGCCCGCGACUGCGGCGGUACGUGGAGACGCCAGGACCCAGACUGCCAUUACAUUAUGAUUCUAUGCUGCAACAAGACCGUCAGAUGUACACGUCGACUCCAAACUCUACAGCCGGCAGCGUCACCCUGCUGGGAGACAAGAGACUGCUCGUCAAACUUGUCUGUGCUAAGGACUUGGGAGGUAAAGCGGGUUGCGUAGCUCCGUACUGCGUGGUGGAGAUGGACGAGCCUCCACAGAAGAACCAGACUGCCUUCAAGAAGGACACCAACAACCCACAGUGGGAGGAACACUUCCUAUUCGAUCUGUCUCCUCAGACGGCGGAGUUACUGUUCGAGGUGUACGACCGGACCGGCCCGCCCUCGCCCGGCGGGGGACCUUCGCAACACAGGUUCCUAGGUCUAGGCCUGGUGGGUAUAGACGAGUUGCUGGCGGCUCCGUCCCAGCGCCAGCAGAUAGCGCUGCAGACGCGACCCAUGGAGGAACAUGACGUCAGCGGGACACUCACUGUAGAGUUCCUAUUCAUCGAAGGCGCUGACAUCCCGGACCUGGGCUCCCGUCCAGUCAAGAUCAAGGAGAGUCUCCGCACUGUGUCCCCGCACGGACAUCUCACUACUACCACCAAGACUAUAUUCAAGCAGAAUGGCCAUGACAACUCUCAACUAACAGAAUCGGCUCUCCGCGAACUAGAGCUGAGCCCGACCAACGCGGCCAACAAGUCCACGCUCAUCAUACACUCCGUGCAAAGGGAACCGAAGAAAUCAAUUAAGGUGGAAAUGACGGACUCGGGGAAAUUCAUCGAAGUGGAGAGGGGUGAAAUGGAUGCCGAAGUACGUCAAGAGAGUGAUGAUAAAUUUGAUGAGAAUGUGAAAGAGACAGACAUAUCUGUCUCAGCCAGCCCGAAUGCCUCGCCCGGGAAGACCGUGAGGAUCAAGGAGAACGGUGCUAAAGCCAAUGGCGAUACCGAGCAGGGUGACUACGUGCAGCAACAGAAUGAGAACGUCCCGCCGGAGCCCGCGCCUCGCAAGAGGAGACGGGACUUCUUCGGUACUAUCAAGAGAAGACUGGGCCGGUCCCGCACUCGCGGUGCGUCUCUAGAUCUCACGGACUCCGAGGUAGAGAACCAGAGUCGCAUACGCAGCAUCAGCGCAGAGAGGAAUGCACAUGAGAAAGCGCUAUCCAUCCCGAAUAGGAACGUAUACUCAGCGGGCGCGUCGCCUGCACAGUCCGGGGACGAAUCCCGGACAUCGAGGAGGUCGUCUCUCAGUGAGGUCUCCGGAUUCAGUACAGCAUCAGCCAGGACCUUCAUCCAUGAGGCUUCGACCUUGGUCCUGGAGACCAUAGAAGCUGGUAUCAAGAAACACUACUUGGUGCCUCUGACCAUUGCCCAGAGGUCCCGAUGGAGACGGAAGGGCAUCAAGCUUCAUAUCUACAAUGAACAUACUUUUAUCGCCAAGCAUCUUAGUGGUGGCACAGUGUGCGAGGUCUGCACGAAGACUAUAGCGCGGCGGCUCGGCAAGCAAGGCUACGAGUGUCGCGACUGUAUGCUCAAGUGCCACAAGCACUGCCACGUCAAAGUUGCCACCAACUGCCCUCGGUCCACCGUGCACAAUAUGGAGCUGUCCCAUUCCCAUAGCUUUGGAAAUGGAAGAUCCAUGCUCCCAGUGUUAAGUGAAUAGUCAAGUAAAGCAAGAAGACUGCAAGAAAAAAAAAUAUUAAAAAAAUACAAAAAAAAAAAUGAUUACAAGCAAUUCUCACUCAGGACUUACAUCGCAUCUCCGUACGCAGAUAAAAAUAUAAGGAUGUUGUGAUUUUUCAUGAGAGUUACAUAGCUUGCGAAGUGCACAAAGCAUCGAUUUCAAACAUAAAUACUUAAAUUAUUAAAACAUAAGUACAACACGUAUAUACCCAGCUGACAUACGAUAUAGGCUUUUUUACAUAUAUUUAUAUGAAAAAAUGAAGUUUAAAAUUAGUGUUUAAGUGGAAAGUAGGACUUUUGAGCGUCGCUGACUUUUUGAGAAUCUUGAAAAAUGUACCCGCUUGACACUGUUGGAUGAAGUUUUAUUCAGAUGAUAUAUUAUAAUGCUCUUGUAUGAACUAUGAUGUAAGAUAUAUUGACAGCUGUAACACACACUCGUCUGUUACGCCGCUACCGUCUGAGUAAAUCAAAUUCCUGGCGCUAAUUGUUAGAAUUAGUUUAGGUAUCGCUAGAGCCCACCAUCAAAGCCAAUUUCGAAAAAUAUUAGAUUUCAUUACCACAUAAUUCUUUGAUAAACGAUUAAAGUUAAAAUGUCAGCCAAAAUUUUAAGAAUUUUUACACAAAAUUUUCUACCUCAUUUCUUCAAAGUUACAAUA
Spodoptera litura is the source of this 3810-nucleotide messenger RNA. NCBI's taxonomy places the organism in Eukaryota, Metazoa, Arthropoda, Insecta, Lepidoptera, Noctuidae. The record is from RefSeq and is a predicted model, not a curated record.